Zophobas morio is the source of this 2066-nucleotide messenger RNA. RefSeq names its product (Lyso)-N-acylphosphatidylethanolamine lipase-like. Gene Ontology annotation, molecular function: lysophosphatidic acid acyltransferase activity; carboxylic ester hydrolase activity. Bases 494 to 1642 code for a protein of 382 amino acids. Gene Ontology annotation, cellular component: lipid droplet; mitochondrion. Gene Ontology annotation, biological process: phosphatidic acid biosynthetic process; lipid homeostasis. The record is from RefSeq and is a predicted model, not a curated record. NCBI's taxonomy places the organism in Eukaryota, Metazoa, Arthropoda, Insecta, Coleoptera, Tenebrionidae. The transcript is spliced from 9 exons.
GACCACACAAAUUUGAAAGUUAUAACUAUUGUUGUGGUCAAGUGUAGAAUUUUCCCAUCGUACUAAAUGCGCCUGCGCUACUCACCCCGAAACGGCAUUACCAACGUUUUCACCACGAGAGACGACAAACGACAAACAGUUCGGGAUAAGUCUUCUUAUCUCUUACAAGUCUUGCAUUUUAUGUGUCUUGUAUACGUCUAUAGAAAUAUAUAUAUAUCAGUGAAAUGCAGUGCUAGUUUUAUUAACGCACAAAUUCGUCAGCAUAUUUUGGUCCUUCGAGUCGGAUCAAAGUAGAUAGUACCCCGGUUUUCAUCGAAGAUUUCUCCGCAAAUUAGAACAAAUUGGCUUCAUACUUGUUCGUUCUAAGGUGAACAUGGAUAAUGAAUGAUAAAUGUUCCUAAUUGAUCAAGUUCAAAUAACAUCGUUAGCAAAAAUAUUGCAGUGUUAGUGAGGUUAAGAUCAUAAUUGGGGGCUUCUUUACACGGAAAUUGCUAUGUUUGCUGUUACGGAUCGUGGGUCUUCUCAAACUAUAGCUCGACAGCAAGUUACCAGCUGGUUUAGUCCCGAUUGGUUAACAUGGAAUAAAUACUCAGAGGGCAUGUUGAGAACAUUGGAGAAAAAAAUUCUGCAAAUUGUAAAAACCGCUUAUCGAGGGUGGUAUGUUGACAUAGGACCGGUAGUAGGGCCUGCGGAUAAAAUUUGGACAAUAUCUUUUAACACUGAUUCCCCAAAUACGCCAUUAGUUCUCUUACAUGGUUUGGGAGCUGGAGUAGCACUAUGGUGUUUGAAUCUUGAUGCAUUUGCCGCCAGUCGACCAGUAUAUGCAUUUGACUUGUUGGGUUUCGGUCGCUCUACACGACCCCAGUUUAGUAAUGAUGCUACGGAAGCUGAGCAACAAAUGGUAAAAUCGAUUGAAGAAUGGCGAAGGGAAAUGAAACUGGAAAGUUUUGUAUUACUGGGACAUAGCAUGGGAGGAUUUCUUGCCGCCGCAUAUGCUCUUUCAUAUCCAGAUCAUGUGAAACACUUAGUUUUGGCCGACCCAUGGGGAUUCCCAGAAAAACCACCAGAAUUUAAAGAAUUGCCGCUCUGGAUUCGAACUCUAUCUUACAUGCUUCAACCUUUUAAUCCUUUAACUGGAAUUAGAGUUGCAGGCCCUCUAGGACCAUGGAUUAUCAAUACUUUAAGAUCAGAUAUUACGAAAAAAUAUGCCGCUGCUCUAGAGCAACAAGAACUUAUCCCGCAGUACAUCUAUCAGUGUAAUUCCCAGACACCUAGCGGUGAAAGUGCUUUUCAUGCUAUGAUGUCGGGUUUUGGCUGGGCAAAAAAUCCAAUGGUAAAGAGGAUAGACCAAAUGCGGAAAGAUGUACCCAUAACAUUAUUAUAUGGAUCUAGGUCUUGGAUAGACCAUUCGGCUACUGACAUUAUAAAAAAUAAACGAAUUGAUUCGUAUUUUAAGCUGCAAGUCAUUACAGGGGCUGGUCACCAUGUUUACGCUGACAAACCGGAAGCUUUUAAUCAGAUCGUUUUAGAAGCGUGUUCACAUGCAGAUCGAUCAGUAAAAAAUAAACAUCUAGCUUUAAUGCCAUCGCAUGACGAGUCAGAAAAAACUGAGAGUGAUGCAGGUAGUCGAUCUAACCAGUGACAAUAAUAUUUAGUAAAUAGUCUAAUAUGUAUAUUAUAUGACUCAUAUUUCUUAACUCGUUAUUUUUUUCUCACUCCUGUUUUAAAGUGAACCUUGGCGAAAGUCAUUAAUUUAUUUUUUAAUCAAAGAAAUUUUGAGAAAUAUAUUUUUUGAUAUUAUUUAUUGAAUGAUUAAAAUUUUUUACUUAGACAUUUUAUGUAGGUGUAUAAAAUUUUAGUUUACUGGUUUAUGGAUACCUUUAAUUUUAGAAUCCUGUUGUUGCAGAUAUUUUGCUUGUUAAGCGCAAGCAGUAGGAAUAUUUAAACGUACAGGUAUUUAAAGUUGUGUAUUUUUAUAAGUCUAAAGGUAUUUAAAAAUAAUGUUAUAUGUAAUUUUAUAAGUGUGUAUAAAAAAUGUUGUGAUAAAUAAAUUUUAAACUGUUAAA